GAAAAAGACGCAUACACACAACACACGUGUACGCCGGAUACUGUGUUGGUCCUUUCUCCCUGUCUGUCUCCGACAGUCUCCCUGCAUGCCUGUCUGUCUGUCUGUGCCCCCCCUGUGGGCAUCAAUCAAAUCAACUGCGCAUCGCCCAUGGCCUACACACACGGGCGAUGGAUGGAUGGAUGGAAUAUAGGCAUAGGUAGAUGAGAUAGGGAUGCGAGACACACACACACACCUAAACGGGUGCGAAAGAGAAACAGAGAGGGACAGAGACAGAGCGGCGGCGGCGGCCCUGGUUGAAAUGGUGAGGGUCGUGAGGGUCAGUCAGGAUUGGAGGAGAAUCUGUGGUUUGUUCUGCAGCUGCUUGUGGAUGCCGUCAAAGGUCGCCUGACAACAAAAUCCAUACGUGGACAGAGCAAAGGGAAGAGUUCAUGUGUGGGAAGAGCGCAGCGCAUCCACCCCCUCCUCUCAUCGCUGACCCGGUCGACAUCGAGUCUGUAUUUGCGCAUCUUGAGCAGGUUGCGCACACAUUUAUUGACGUUGGUGCCCCUGUCACGUCACACACAGGCAGACAGACAGACAGACCAGCCACAAAGUCCCAAACGCCCGUGCCUGUCCAUCAUGUGCCAUCCUCAGGUGCCUACUUUGCCACGCCUUCUCCGAGAAUCUCCCCCCAAUACUUGAGCGGCACUGACCCCACACACACACAGAUGGAGAGUGAGGCAGGGAGCUAGGGAGGGAUGGUGUCUGUCCUGACCGACCAGUGUCGUCGAGGACGAAAAUGUGGGCGAGGAAGGAGAGGAAGUACACCACGUUGUUGGCGUCGAACCACAGCACCAUCUGCUUCAACAGCGGCUGCGACACACACACACACACACACACACACACAGAGAGAGAGAGAGAGGGUCCACUGACGCGUCUGUGUAUGUAUGUCUCACGUACGAGUAGUGUGGGAGUCUCCAUGGAUUUGAUAUAGCAGAGAGUGGUGACCAUGACGGCCUGCACGUCUUCCUGGUGAAUGUGGUAGCGGCGCAGAAACACCAUCAGCUGCAUUCACGAAUGAUCCAUCAACAGACAAGAUACCGACGGCACGUCAGCCACACAACACAGUGUGUCUCACUCUGCCAGAAACUCUGCCGAAGUUGAACGCCUCCAGGUACUCACGGAGAGGCUCCCCGCUCUGAACACGACAACAGCAGCAUCAACACAACACCAUGCAGGUGGUGACACCGCCGUGACUCUCUCAUUUCCUCACCGGCAUACUGUCGGUGUUCUCUCCCGCCGUCAGCUCCUGCAUUCGAAACAGAUACUCCCGACACUGCACACAAACAACAAGACACCAACAAGCGACUGGAUGCCCAGACAAGUGUCCCGUUCAGAAUCCAAUCACACACACCAGUUCUGCAAAGUUGAAGCACACGGUUGGCCCGUCAGCGUUGCAGCCCAUGCCCUUGAGUUUGGCCUUGAGGUAGUCGAGCAUGGCAAUGACCCGCAUCCGCUCGCUGUAGACGCUCUUGGGGCCCAUCGACUGGGGCGGCGACACUGUGUGGCUCUGGCUGGGCGAAUGGCCGGACUGAGGGUUGCUCUUGAUGCUGCUCACCGUCUGGCCAGACACCGCCUGGCUGCCGGCGGUGGUCUUGUCCUUCUCCUCCUUAGUGUUGUCAGCCUUGCCGGCGAUGGCACUGGCGCGGCCAUGGAUGUCUGCGCAACACGGUGACAGCACAAAACAUUCAGGACAGCCGGGCAAUCCAGCCAGGACCUGGUGAUUGCGCACCUGGGAACCUGAGUCCUUUUGCCUGUGGCCCUGCUGCCUGUGUGUUGUCAUGAGCGGCCCCUCCAGCCGUCUCCUCACUCUUCGACAAACCGGCCCGACCACCAAUCAU
Vitrella brassicaformis is the source of this 1880-nucleotide messenger RNA. NCBI's taxonomy places the organism in Eukaryota, Vitrellaceae. The record is from the annotation of a GenBank genome assembly.